GUCUUGACCAUGCCCUCCAAGAGCUUCAAAAUUGCAGUAUUGCCCGGGGACGGUAUCGGCCCAGAGGUUACGGGUGAAGCACUGAAAGUGCUCCAGCUUGUCGCGUCUAAAGUUGCGGAUGUCGAGUUAGACGUCCAGGCGUAUGACUUUGGUGGCUGCGCUAUCGACUCGACCGGGGACCCUCUUCCCCAAGCUACCCUCAAUGCUUGCAAGGAGGCCGACGCAAUACUCAUGGGCGCCAUCGGCGGUCCGAAAUGGGGCGUGAACAGCAAAGUCCGCCCAGAGCAGGGCCUCCUCGCCCUCCGCAAGGAGCUCGGUCUCUACGCCAACAUCCGCCCCGCCUCCUUCGCCUCCGACUCCCUCCUCGACAACUCUCCGCUCAAGCCCUCCAUCGCGCAGGGCGUCGACAUCAUCGUCGUCCGCGAGCUCAUUGGUGGCGCGUACUUCGGCAAGCGCAAGGAGCACUCCGUCGCGCCCGACCAGGACACCGCGUGGGACACCAUGAUUUACAGCGUGCCUGAGAUACAGCGUAUCACGCGGGUCGCGGCGCAGAUCGCGCUCAGCGCGAACCCGCCCCUGCCAAUCCACUCGAUCGACAAGGCGAACGUCCUCGCGAGCUCGAGGCUCUGGCGCAAGGUGGUCACGGAGACGCUCCAGGCGGAGUACCCGCAACUCGCGCUGGACCACCAGUUGGUGGAUUCCGCGGCGAUGAUCAUCGUCGCGAGCCCUAGAAAGCUCAACGGCGUGAUUCUGACUGAGAACUUGUUCGGUGACAUCUUGUCCGACGAAUCGAGCGUCAUCCCCGGCUCUCUAGGUCUCCUCCCAUCAGCAUCCCUAGCCGGUGCUCCCUCCCUCCCCUCCUCACCUUCAUUCAAGCCCACACCAGGUCUGUACGAGCCCAUCCACGGGUCCGCGCCAGAUAUUGCCGGGCAGGGCAUCGCCAACCCAAUCGGGACAAUCCUCAGUGCAGCUAUGCUCUUGCGCUACUCGUUAGGGCUCGAGAGGGAGGCAAAGGCGAUCGAGGAUGCUGUGCGGAAAGUCCUGGAUCAUGAAAAUGUCGGUGGGUUAGGCUUGCGGACGAAGGACCUUGGUGGGAAUGUUAAGACGACGGAGAUGGGAGACAAGAUUGUCGAGGUACUGAAGACGUUGCUGUGAUCCGUCCGUCGAGAAUUGAUGAACAAUAAAUCUUGUAUUAUUACCGAAUGCUAGCAUUACUGAAACUGAACGGA
Gloeophyllum trabeum ATCC 11539 is the source of this 1229-nucleotide messenger RNA. Its product is annotated as 3-isopropylmalate dehydrogenase. The record is from RefSeq and is a predicted model, not a curated record. Gene Ontology annotation, molecular function: magnesium ion binding; 3-isopropylmalate dehydrogenase activity; NAD binding. The coding region runs from base 10 to 1155 and encodes 381 amino acids. Gene Ontology annotation, cellular component: cytosol. Gene Ontology annotation, biological process: L-leucine biosynthetic process. Lineage: Eukaryota; Fungi; Basidiomycota; Agaricomycetes; Gloeophyllales; Gloeophyllaceae. The transcript has 5 exons.